AUGGAGAUCCCUAAUGUAAUGAAGAACAAUGGUAAGAAUCCUAUUGAUUCUUCAAUGCCUAUCAAUUCCAAUGAAGAUACUGUAGAUGUUAUGGAGGUUGUGACCUGGGAGACUAUUGAUCAAGCAGAUGAGGGCUUAUCAAUCUCACCAGGUGGUAAUAAUUGGUAUACUCCUGUAGUCGAAGAAGUUGAGAAGCCCAUUAUCGGAUCUGUGUAUCCGUCUUUGGAUGUAGCAGAAUCAGUAUACCAAAAAUACGCUGAAACGGCUGGAUUUGAGUCGUUUAAUUCGAUGGUACACUGUAAACAUCAAAGAGAAGUGCGGAACUCAAAUAUUAAAAGGACCGGGUGUACAACAUGUGUGAAGUUCCGAUUGAUGAAAGGAACAAGAACAUAUGAGUGUUACGGUUUUGAAGAGGAUCACAACCAUUUACUUUUGAGACACGACGAUAUAGAUUUGACCAGAAAAGGACGCCAAAUGAAAUUUUCAGAUCAACAUUUCGUUCAUGAUGCCGGAAUAUCAAAUAUGGGUGCCACACGAGCUCAUAAGCUGCAUACAUCUCUAAGAGGAGGGUACGAAUACGGUGAUCCAACGGUUGCCGAUUAUCAAAAUUAUAAAAGGGGCUGUGACAAUUUUGUCGGUCGUGGUGAUGCAAAGGUAUUGGUUGAUUUGAUGACCACGAAGAGGGAUGCGGAUAAUAAUUUCUUUUUCGAGUACAAUUGUGUUGGUAGCGAGUUGCAUACUAUUUUCUGGGUUGAUGAGGUAGCCCGAUUCAAUUAUUCUGAAUUUGGAGAUGUAAUAUCUUUUGAUGUUACAUUCCAAACCAACAGACAUUUCAUGGUCUUUGUUCCCUUCACUGCGGUUGACAAUCAUAACUGCAAUGUCGUUGUUGGAUCGGCUUUGAUUGGACAUGAGCAUGUUCCAAAUUACAAAUGGCUACUCCAAGCAUUUCAGAAAGCACAUUCGAAGCCCCCUAUGAUGAUUCUUACCGACCAACGUCCUGCGAUGAAGCAAGCAAUUGCAUCCGUCUUUCCCGAUUCAAGGCACAUGCUUUGUAUUUGGCACAUUAUGAAUAAAGUCCCCAACAAGUUUAGUUAUGAUCUUCUUAAUAACACCACGUUUAAGAAACAAUUUUUCAAGCUCGUAUGGAACAUUCACAUAUCAACUGAUGAGUUUGAGAGUAGAUGGAUGGUUCUUAUGGAGGAGUUCUCCCUUCAAGAUCAUCAAUGGUUGAAAGAUAUGUUUGCUCUAAGAUCCUAG
Messenger RNA from Cynara cardunculus var. scolymus (artichoke), 1257 nucleotides. RefSeq names its product protein FAR1-RELATED SEQUENCE 5-like. The transcript is spliced from 5 exons. Gene Ontology annotation, biological process: regulation of DNA-templated transcription. The record is from RefSeq and is a predicted model, not a curated record. Lineage: Eukaryota; Viridiplantae; Streptophyta; Magnoliopsida; Asterales; Asteraceae. Bases 1 to 1257 code for a protein of 418 amino acids.